This is a messenger RNA of Anisakis simplex (herring worm), 246 nucleotides long. Lineage: Eukaryota; Metazoa; Nematoda; Chromadorea; Rhabditida; Anisakidae. The record is from the annotation of a GenBank genome assembly.
AUGAUUCUAGUUGUGUGCAUUUUCUGUCUAAUCGCACAACCAUCGGAGUGCGGAUGGUUGAGCAAAACGUGGAAAAAAUUGGAAAAUUCUGCGAAAAAACGAAUCGCUGAAGGUAUUGCCAUAGCUAUAAGAGGUGGUCCCCGAUAUCGUCGUCAUAUUGGUGAUGCUAUCUAUGGAGACAUUCUUGCAACAGAGGAUGAUCCGACUGAAUUGGAGAUCCCAGAUUUUACCGAUAUCGAAAUAUGA